AUGAAAGCAAUUGUAGUCGAUAAGACCGGUGGUCCCGAGGCCUUGCAAUUCAAGGACUCUCCCAAGCCCAAGGCUGAAGCUGGUCAAAUUCUUGUCAAGAACCAUGCAAUUGGAGUCAACUAUAUCGAUACCUAUCAUCGCAAAGGCAUCUAUCCAAUGCCUACUCCCUUCAUUCCCGGAGCCGAAGGUGCAGGUGAAGUCGUCGAGGUCGGCCCUGACGUGACGGACUUCAAAGUCGGUGACCGCGUUGCUUACACCGGCAGUAAAUCCUAUGCUGAAUUCACUCCCGUUCCAGUCUUGAGUGCUGGAAAAAUCCCUGACAACGUCUCUUACAGUGAUGCAUCAGCAUUGCUUUUGCAAGGUCUUACUGCUUGGACCAUGGUAAGAGAUGGAUAUCCGGUUAAGAAAGGAGACUACGUUCUAGUACACGCUGCUGCUGGCGGAGUCGGUUUAUUGUUGUGCCAGAUGGCCAACUUGUUGGGAGCUACUGUCAUUGGUACUGUCAGCAACGAUGAAAAGGCAAAACUUGCAAAGCAGAAUGGUGCCCACCAUAUUAUCAACUACAGUCACGAAGAUACUGUCGCUCGUGUGCAGGAACUCACUAACGGGCAGGGCUGUCAUGCUGUCCUUGAUGGUGUUGGUGCUUCUACUUUUGAAACAUCGUUGAAGUCCGUUCGUCGUUUGGGUACUUUGAUCAGUUUUGGAAAUGCAUCGGGUGUUGUUCCUCCAAUCAGUAUCGCUAUUCUUGGAGAAAAGAGCAUCAAGCUUAUGAGACCUAGAUUGUAUGCUUAUAUCGCUACUAAGGAAGAAAAAGAUAAAUGGUGGGGUGAGCUGUUCCAGCUCUUGGCCGACAAGAAGCUGAACAUCCAGAUCUAUAAGACCUACAAGUUGGAGGAUGCAAAGACUGCUCAUACUGACAUUGAGAGCAGAAAGACUGUCGGCAAGUUGUUGUUGGAGUUGUAA
Molecule: messenger RNA, 963 nt
Organism: Umbelopsis ramanniana AG
Lineage: Eukaryota; Fungi; Mucoromycota; Umbelopsidomycetes; Umbelopsidales; Umbelopsidaceae
Exons: 5
Coding region: 1-963 (320 amino acids)
Biological process (GO): cellular response to oxidative stress
Cellular component (GO): cytoplasm
Molecular function (GO): quinone reductase (NADPH) activity
Source: RefSeq, a predicted model, not a curated record